Molecule: messenger RNA, 1425 nt
Organism: Scutellospora calospora
Lineage: Eukaryota; Fungi; Glomeromycota; Glomeromycetes; Diversisporales; Gigasporaceae
Source: the annotation of a GenBank genome assembly
AUGACACUUACGGAAACGACGCAGACUUCUAUUGAAAAGAACGACGACCUUCGUAUUCAAGAAUUAAUCGCUGCUUCUCAAAAGUUACUCAGUCAAAAUACACAACCUCCUACUCCCACCGCUACCUCUAGUUCAGGUUUCAACUUUAACCCAGAGAUUGUGGGUCAAGAGAAACAACAAUUACGAGCAAGGAAGGCAAAGACAAAAAGCUCUGAAAAUUUAAACGGUUUCGGCGACACUUCUGAUAUGUCCUUGCCUGUGUCGCACAACGGUUCAACUCCUUCGGUGAUUAGUAUGACGAAUGGUUCGACCCCUGCACAUAUAGUUUUCAACAAUGGUACCACUGUUGGAAAUAUCAAUAGUGGUUCGAAUUCACCUAGCUCAGGCUCUUCAGCUUCAACAAAUAGUAUGGCGAACGCAAUGCGAGGUGAAAGAAAAUCAUACAAAGAAAGAACUGAUCACGAGAUCCCUACUGGCCCUCCUGAACUCAUGAGAGAUCCAACUUCUGACUCUUUUUCCACUCAUGCUCAUAGUUGGCCUAUUGUCUUUGCCGUUGUACCACCUAUGGGUGCUCUUAUUUAUGGUAAAUCUGACGUUUGGAUUCCAUGGGAGCUUUAUUAUGCUGCUAGGUCAAGACGUGUCAUAAAUGAGAACCUUCCAGGCCAGACUGCAGAUCCGGCUCAGGAAGCUCAACGAAAUCAAGCAGCAAAAGAACUUCGUUUACAAGAAAUGUGGGCAUUAUUACUUGUUGUUGCUUCUCCAAUAAUCGGUGGUUAUGCAUUACACGGUGCAAAAAUGUACUUGACUGAUUAUGAUAAAUACAUCUCCCAUUUCAAUAUUGUACUAUUUGUAUUUGCUGCUGGAAUUCGUCCGUUAAUGCAUAUUGCUAAUCUUGCCAAAAAUCGGACCUUACAUCUACAAGAACAAGUUCAUUACCCUAGUACUGAAGUCGAAUUAUUAAAACGUCGUGUACAACAUUUGGAAUAUGAAUUUUCUCAAUUACGUCGUGGAUUUGCAACGAAACGUGAUAUUAUAAAUGUACGUGAUGGAUUUGAACCAACUUUAUCUCAAUUAAAUAAAGCUGUGAGACGAUAUGAGAAAAAAGAACAAUGUCUUCGAAAUUAUUCUGAAGAAAGAUUUGCUUUUCUGGAAUCUAAACUUCAGGAAUUUGAUACGUUUAUUUCUUAUAAAUUACAAGAAGAACAAGCUGUUAAUGUUCCACGUAGUAUGAUGCAAUUCAUGUUCUUACCAUUUAAUAUUGCAUUCACCAUAUUGGGGUACGCUACUUAUUUCUUACCGAGAUCUUUACGAGGCACUAAACAAACUCCAAUGUUACAGUCUGCCUUAAAUUCUGAUGAUGAUGAUAGAUUGAAUGGUGACAUAUCACAACAAGAAAUUACUGUUGGAAGUCUACAAAAAUAUUAA